Messenger RNA from Brassica oleracea var. oleracea, 1091 nucleotides. RefSeq names its product auxin-responsive protein SAUR71-like. The transcript is spliced from 3 exons. Bases 407 to 907 code for a protein of 166 amino acids. Gene Ontology annotation, biological process: response to auxin. The record is from RefSeq and is a predicted model, not a curated record. NCBI's taxonomy places the organism in Eukaryota, Viridiplantae, Streptophyta, Magnoliopsida, Brassicales, Brassicaceae.
UCUCCAGUUCCUGAUCUCCCAAAAUUCGCUUCUCUAUUCGUUUUGCCCCCACCAAAUAAAUUUUAGAUUCUAUUAAUUUUUAAUUCUGAUUUUUAUUUGUUUUUUUAAGUUUUGGUUACAGAACUUGAAUAUAUACAUCCUUCCUCAUCAUCGUUUGAGCUUCCCAGUAUUGGAACGGAAAAAAAAACCUAAAAAAGAAGAAGCCACAGAAAAAGAAAGAAAGAAAUCUUUGGGAGACCCCUCUUUUUCUCUUUGCAUGGUUGUUCCUCAUCGUUUCCACAUAUAGCUAAGAGUGAUUCAAUUCGUUUUCCUCUUCAGCUACAGGGAAAGAAGAAGAUCUUAUGAGACGCUCCAUACCUCAUUGAAGAAAACAUUACUGUUCUUUAAUAUUACUUAGGCAGGGCAGAUGGAUGAAAACAAUGCGGCAAAGUUAAGCGGAAUCAGGCAGAUUGUGAGACUAAAGGAGAUUCUACAGAAAUGGCAAACUGCAACCAUAGGUCCCAAGUCAGAUAUCGCUCCAUUGGCAGCUGGAAAGCAAGCGGCGGCAAUGAUCUCACCGGUUAUCAACAAGAGGCUAUUUUCCGUCAAGAAUUGUGACUCGGAUGAGGAAAACUGCCAAAGCCCUGAGCCUCCCGCUGAUGUUCCCAAAGGGUAUCUUGCGGUUUAUGUUGGACCGGAGCUAAGGAGGUUUAUCAUACCGACAACUUAUCUUAGCCACUCUUUGUUCAAGGUGUUGCUUGAAAAGGCAGAGGAAGAGUUUGGGUUUGAUCAGAGCGGUGCGCUCACCAUCCCUUGCGAGGUUGAGACUUUCAAGUUCUUGAUUAAAUGCAUGGAGAACAAUCCUAAAGAUUAUCACCCUGACGACAACUCCGCUGGGGAUGAUGCAGUAGCAGCAAAUGAAGACUAAAUAUAAAUCAAGUGAUGAACAACUCUUAAAAACUUUUCUUUUGUUAUUAUGGUUAUUGUUAUCCUUUAUUAUUAUUUUAAUCAUAUGGGAAUUGUUAGGGAUCACAUUACUCUGGGGUGUAAUUGUAAAAUCAGACUAUCUUUGUAUUUUCCUGGUUCUUAUUUUCUUCUCCAUUAUUUUUCAA